GGCGGCGGCAUGGCAGGUCGGCGGGUGAACGUGAACGUGGGCGUGCUGGGCCACAUCGAUAGCGGCAAGACGGCGCUGGCGCGGGCGCUGAGCACCACGGCCUCCACCGCAGCCUUCGACAAACAGCCGCAGAGCCGCGAGCGCGGCAUCACGCUUGACCUGGGCUUCUCGUGCUUCUCGGUGCCGCUGCCCGCGCGCCUGCGGGCGGCGCUGCCCGCGUCCCCGGCGGCGUCCGGAGCCGAGCCCGAGCCCGGCGAGCCGCAGCUUCAGGUCACGCUGGUCGAUUGCCCCGGGCACGCCUCCCUCAUCCGGACCAUCAUUGGCGGGGCCCAGAUCAUUGAUCUGAUGAUGCUGGUCAUCGAUGUGACCAAAGGGAUGCAGACCCAGUCAGCAGAGUGCCUUGUGAUUGGGCAGAUUGCCUGCCAGAAGCUGAUCGUGGUGCUGAACAAAACAGACCUCUUAGCUGAUGGGAAGAGACAGGCAGUGAUUGAUAAAAUGACCAAGAAAAUGCAGAAGACCCUGGAGAACACCAAGUUCCGAGGUGCACCGAUUAUACCCGUGGCGGCCAAGCCUGGGGGGCCAGAGGCCCCUGAAACGGAAGCUCCACAGGGCAUCUCAGAGCUCAUUGAGCUCCUGACGUCGCAGAUUUCCAUCCCGAGAAGAGACCCCUCAGGGCCGCUGCUCAUGUCUGUGGACCACUGUUUCUCCAUCAAAGGCCAAGGCACUGUGAUGACAGGGACCAUCCUCUCAGGCUCCAUCAGCCUUGGUGACAGUGUGGAGAUUCCUGCCCUCAAGGUGGUGAAGAAGGUGAAGUCCAUGCAGAUGUUUCACAUGCCUGUCACCUCAGCCAUGCAGGGAGACCGCCUGGGCAUUUGCGUCACCCAGUUUGACCCCAAGCUGCUGGAGCGCGGCCUGGUGUGUGCCCCCGAGUCCCUGCACACUGUCCACGCAGCCAUCAUCUCUGUGGAGAAGAUCCCAUAUUUCCGGGCGCCCCUGCAGACCAAAGCCAAGUUCCACAUCACGGUAGGCCAUGAGACAGUCAUGGGCCGGUUGAUGUUCUUCAGCCCUGCCCCCGACAGCUUUGACCACGAGCCUGUGCUGGACUCCUUCGACUUCUCUCGAGAAUACCUCUUCCAGGAGCAGUACCUAGAGAAGGAUUUGGCAUCAGUGGGGACGGACAGUGAUGAGACUGACAAGAAGACGGGCCAGGCCGCCGAAGGCCGCUGCCCACGGCAGCAGUGGGCCCUUGUGGAAUUUGAGAAGCCUGUCACCUGCCCUCGGCUGUGCCUGGUGAUUGGCUCCAGGCUAGAUGCGGACAUUCAUGCCAAUAUGUGCCGGCUGGCCUUCCACGGCGUCCUGCUGCACGGCCUGGAGGACAAGGACUAUGCUGAGAGCUUCUUGCCCAGGCUGAAAGUGUAUAAGCUGAAGCACAAACAUGGCCUUGUAGAACGGGUGAUGGAUGACCACAGCGUGAUCGGCCGCUCCCUGUUCAAAAAGGAGACCAACAUCCAGCUCUUCGUGGGCCUCAAGGUGAACCUGUCCACUGGGGAGCUGGGAGUCAUUGACAGCGCCUUCGGCCAGAGUGGCAAGUUCAAGAUCCACAUCCCUGGUGGCCUCAGCCCGGAGUCCAAGAAGAUGCUGACGCCCACCCUCAAGAAGCGGGGCCGAGCUGGCCGAGGAGAAGCAGCCAAGCCGGAGGAGGGGGCCGAGCGGCCCGAGCCUGCACAGCACGUGGCUGUCAGCCUGUCUUUCAAGCGCUAUGUCUUCGACACUCACAAGCGCAUGGUCCAGUCUCCCUGAAUGUUCCUGUGACCUUGCCCAGGCCCCCAGGCUGGGCUGCAGUGCCAAGCAUCAGACCAGAUGUGCCUUGCCCUCCUUUCGUGUAUCCCUCCCCAUGACACUGCAGAUGCGGGCCCUGGGCCUGCACUAUGCCCCAGUGAGAAGCCUGGGGAGUGAGGCAGCAGCGGCUUCAGGGCCGAGGCUCAGAGGGUCUGUCCUGGUGCCCUCCGAGCUGCUGGGGGCCAGCGUUUCCCAGGUCGCCCCGCAGGCAGCCGUGGGAGGGCUAAUCCACACCCUGCCGUAGAUGGCCUGGCACUUGCCGGCUACAAAUAAAUGCCCCAGGGCGUCUGCCCGC
Enhydra lutris kenyoni (northern sea otter) is the source of this 2134-nucleotide messenger RNA. Its product is annotated as eukaryotic elongation factor, selenocysteine-tRNA specific. Gene Ontology annotation, biological process: selenocysteine incorporation. The record is from RefSeq and is a predicted model, not a curated record. The coding region runs from base 10 to 1800 and encodes 596 amino acids. Gene Ontology annotation, molecular function: GTPase activity; GTP binding; translation elongation factor activity. Lineage: Eukaryota; Metazoa; Chordata; Mammalia; Carnivora; Mustelidae. The transcript has 7 exons.